AUGAAAGGCACAACCCGACUUCUCUGUUGUAUCAUCGUACUUUUGUUUUCGUCUCCGUUCGUCUCUGCUACUAUCGGAUUUGGCACUUGCAAACGCUGCUUGCCUAUCGCAAUACACGAUGCCCCAGGCGUAGGCUUUGAUCUUACAGCAAGUUACGGGUCAGUUCCAACUCCGUGUGUGGCAACAAGCAAAGCUCACAUGUGUGACAGAGUAGCAAGCGUCAAUCUCUAUGACGGACCAAAGAAGGACACCGUUGGAACAAUGAAGGACAUUGUCAAGGUCGAAGCGUCGCAGGAGUACAAAGAUUUGAUUGUACGAUUAUCUACGGCCCCAGCACCUGGACAGGGAUUCGUUGGCUCCGCCAAGCGAUGGUUCAACGAACUGGUCGGUUAUUCAAAUAGCAAAGACGUUGCGAUUCUGAGUACUCUGAUUGCCCAGCUGAAGAAUAGUACAGAAGUGGAGCUGGGUGUUGACCUUCGUAAGAUAGUCGUAACGCAUCCUCGCUUCCCAGCUUUGACCGCCGAGAACAUGGGUAACGCUAUAAAACUCGCCGGCCUACAAUCCUGGCUCCAUGGUCCCAACGACAACCAUGCUCCGAAUCAAUUAAGUGAGAAUCGAGCAGCUCUUGCUGCACAUGGAUUCAAUCUCUGCCAAGAGGAAGGAUCUUGGAUGAUCUGCAUCGAAAAAAUGGAAGUCGAAGUCGGAGAGGUGAACGUCUACUUCGCAUCGCUCUCAAACGACACGCUUUACACAAGUUGGGACCGGUACUUACAGCCGUUCGAGUACAUCGGAGAUCACGAGCCGCACUUCUUCGACAGUAGAUCCGGUCUGAAGACGAUGGCUAAACAUCAUUCCGAUGAGUCAUAUUGGACUUCGAUACGAGAUAAACUCGUGCCAUGGGAUAUUGAAGGUCCCAUCUCGCACGUCUUUGUAGGCGGCGAAGCGGCGAUGAUGCCUGAAUUUCGAAAAGCUGUACACGACGCUUUGGCAAACUUUACUGUCCUGGAUUUUCAUGAUGAUGGAAUGGGCAACAACACUAUUAAGCCCGUUCCGCCAUUAUACGCGGCAUCUAGAGGUGGGGCUUUGCUUGCUAGAUGGCGACAGGAGGCGCCCAUAGGAUGUUGGGAGGCGCGGGAAUGUGCUGGUCGCAGGGCGCAGGAGCGAGAGGGGUUCUCAGUGGAGGAAGUUGUAUUUGAUAAGCUGCACUUUUGGACUGGAGGCGAAGUGAGGAAGCUGGAGUUGCUUUCUAGUUAUAAUAUGUCGAGUGAUGAUUAA
Ramularia collo-cygni is the source of this 1275-nucleotide messenger RNA. RefSeq lists its product as uncharacterized. The coding region runs from base 1 to 1275 and encodes 424 amino acids. The transcript has a single exon. Lineage: Eukaryota; Fungi; Ascomycota; Dothideomycetes; Mycosphaerellales; Mycosphaerellaceae. The record is from RefSeq and is a predicted model, not a curated record.